Messenger RNA from Galleria mellonella (greater wax moth), 1548 nucleotides. Its product is annotated as U2 small nuclear ribonucleoprotein auxiliary factor 35 kDa subunit-related protein 2. The transcript has 8 exons. Lineage: Eukaryota; Metazoa; Arthropoda; Insecta; Lepidoptera; Pyralidae. Bases 447 to 1514 code for a protein of 355 amino acids. Gene Ontology annotation, molecular function: metal ion binding; pre-mRNA 3'-splice site binding. The record is from RefSeq and is a predicted model, not a curated record. Gene Ontology annotation, biological process: mRNA splicing, via spliceosome. Gene Ontology annotation, cellular component: spliceosomal complex; U2AF complex.
UUGCUUGUUUUGUUUUCUAUCUAUCCGUCAGUAAUUAGAUCAGUACAUAUUUUUUGUUUAUAUACUUUUUGAGGUUUUUGUACAUAUCAGUUCAUAGUUUUGUUUAGACUCUUUUAGUGAAUAUUUGUUUUGAUACUUUAUUUAAUAAAAAAAAUUUACGUAAAAUAAGUUUUUAACAACAAUAAUAAUAAAGAAAUUAAUAUUGUGCGUAUUAUUUGCUUCUUCGCAAUAAAAUAUCACAAUAAUUAAUAAUAAUAAAAGAAAGAGAAGUCAAUGGGGAGGUAUGAUGUAAUUCCUUCUUCUUAGGACAUAGAGAAUGGCGAAAAAUUGCAAAAAGAGAAAGAAGACGAAAACAGAGAACUAAAAAUGCUAAAGACAGAGACUGUUAUUUAUUUAAAAAACUACCUUCUAAUGAGUAUAUUAAAUGGUUAGAAGAACAAGAAGCAAUGGAUCUUUUUUACUAUGAACAAAUUGAAAAACAAAAUGCAGAAGAGAAUAAAAAAUGGUUAGAAGCAGAAAAAAAGGCUUUAGAAAAGUGGAAACAAUUGCAAGAAAAAAAAGAAAUUAUGUUGCAGAAACAAUUAGAGCAAGAGAUUAAACUCAAACUGGAACUUGAAUUGGAAGAAGAAAAAAAGAGACAAGAAAAAGAGAGGUUAAGGCAGAUAGAAGAGGCAAACAAAAGGAAGCAAGAGGUAUUCAUGAAACAUCUUCAAGAAUUUUUGUCUGGAAAUGCUAUUGAACCUCCAACCGAAUUACUAAUCUCACAUGAAACUAGACCAAGUACAGAAUUUUGUCCUUUCUUUACUAAAACUGCCUCGUGUCGUUUUGGGGACCAGUGCUCUAGAAAUCAUCGAUAUCCUGGUAUUAGUAAGGUGCUCCUGGCACCAAACUUCUAUGUCCACUUUGGUUUAAAUAAUGCCAACUAUAAUGAAUAUGAUACAGAUGUAAUGCUGGAAUAUGAAGAUAGUGACACAUACAAGGAAUUUAAAGAUUUCUUUUAUGACGUGUUACCAGAAUUUGAAAAAUUUGGUAGAAUUGUACAAUUCAAGGUUUGCAACAAUUAUGAGAAACAUCUUCGUGGCAACACUUACAUAGAAUUUGCAGAACUGCGAUGUGCGGUAGCUGCAUACCAGUCUUUACAUACACGUUGGUACGGAGGCAAACAGCUCUCUUUGCAGUUCUGUACUAUUGAUUCAUGGAAGAAUGCAAUAUGUGGUCUUCAAUCUAAAAGACGUUGUCCAAAAGGCCGUGCCUGCAAUUUUUUGCAUGUGUUUCGUAAUCCAAACAAUUUGUUCAACAGUUACAACAUUGAACCAAAAGAUAAUUUUGAUCGCAUACAUCUGUCACCACAUCGCUCAUGGAGAUGGUCCGAAUCACCGGAAACCGAUAUCUCAAGAAGAAAUAUUGAUAAAAAAUAUGAUAGAAAAAUUAGUAAAGAUGAAGUUUCCGAAUACCACAAAAAAAAAUCCAGGAGAAAAGAUAGACAUAGAAACUGUAGUCGACGUAAAGAUUAAAACAGAAAUAAAGGCGUAUUUUGUCUUUUUUUUA